GGCGACGGAGCGACGAUGUCUUCCGGGAAAGAACGCGGCCGCGGCCGCGCUCUGAAUUUGGUCCCUCUGGAGACGCCGUCCGGCCGCGCGCCGCGCCCGCGUCACGUGACCGCGGCCUCGGGAGCGGCCGGUCGCGCAGCGCCGCGGGGUCUCGCGCCGAGGUGGGCCGCCGGCGGGAUGGAAGCCACUUUGGAGCAGCAUCUGGAGGACACAAUGAAGAAUCCAUCCAUUGUUGGAGUCUUGUGCACAGAUUCACAAGGACUUAAUCUGGGCUGCCGGGGUACUCUGUCAGAUGAACAUGCUGGAGUGAUAUCUGUUCUUGCUCAGCAAGCAGCUAAGCUAACCUCUGACCCCACUGAUAUUCCUGUGGUAUGUCUAGAAUCAGAUAAUGGGAACAUUAUGAUCCAGAAACAUGAUGGCAUAACAGUGGCAGUGCACAAAAUGGCCUCUUGACAUUUCAUGUCAGUUUUAUAGAAGCCUGUCAUAGGGAUUCAGCCUACCAGUACUAAUUAAAAAUUGUAAAACUAUU
Dipodomys spectabilis (banner-tailed kangaroo rat) is the source of this 529-nucleotide messenger RNA. It is a transcript of the gene Lamtor5, whose product is annotated as late endosomal/lysosomal adaptor, MAPK and MTOR activator 5. Gene Ontology annotation, molecular function: guanyl-nucleotide exchange factor activity. The record is from RefSeq and is a predicted model, not a curated record. Gene Ontology annotation, cellular component: lysosome; Ragulator complex; cytoplasm. Lineage: Eukaryota; Metazoa; Chordata; Mammalia; Rodentia; Heteromyidae. The coding region runs from base 16 to 453 and encodes 145 amino acids. The transcript is spliced from 4 exons. Gene Ontology annotation, biological process: cellular response to amino acid stimulus; positive regulation of TORC1 signaling.